Castor canadensis (American beaver) is the source of this 2977-nucleotide messenger RNA. NCBI's taxonomy places the organism in Eukaryota, Metazoa, Chordata, Mammalia, Rodentia, Castoridae. The record is from RefSeq and is a predicted model, not a curated record.
GCGAGGCGAAACGAGGCAAGGCGCUGCGGCUCGGGACCCACGGAGCGGCAGACCGAGCGGCCCCUGCGGCCGUCGGCGGCCAGGCGGCCUGAGAUGUUGUCCGGGAAGAAGGCGGCGGCCGCGGCGGCGGCGGCGGCGGCCGGCGGGACGGAUGCUGGCCCAGGGGUGGCGGGCGGCGCCGAGAAUGGCUCGGAGGUAGCCGCUCCGCCCGCGGGCCUGGCGGGCCCCACCGAGGUCGGACCGGGGGCGGCCGGGGAGCGCACUCCGCGCAAGAAGGAGCCUCCUCGGGCCUCGCCUCCCGGGGGCCUGGGCGAACCGCCGGGGUCCGCCGGGCCUCAGGCCGGGCCCACGGCCGUGCCCGGUUCUGCGACCCCCAUGGAGACAGGAAUAGCAGAGACUCCGGAGGGGCGGCGGACUAGCCGGCGCAAGCGGGCGAAGGUAGAAUACAGAGAGAUGGAUGAAAGCUUGGCCAACCUCUCAGAAGAUGAGUAUUAUUCAGAAGAAGAGAGAAAUGCCAAAGCAGAGAAGGAAAAGAAGCUUCCCCCACCACCCCCUCAAGCCCCACCUGAGGAAGAAAAUGAAAGUGAGCCUGAAGAGCCAUCUGGUGUGGAGGGCGCAGCUUUCCAGAGCCGACUUCCUCACGACCGGAUGACCUCUCAAGAAGCGGCCUGUUUCCCAGACAUCAUCAGUGGGCCUCAGCAGACCCAGAAGGUUUUUCUGUUCAUUAGAAACCGCACAUUGCAGUUGUGGUUAGAUAAUCCGAAGAUUCAGCUGACCUUUGAGGCUACUCUCCAACAACUAGAAGCGCCUUAUAAUAGCGAUACUGUGCUUGUCCACCGAGUUCACAGUUACUUAGAACGUCAUGGUCUUAUCAACUUUGGCAUCUACAAGAGGAUAAAACCCUUACCAACUAAAAAGACAGGAAAGGUAAUUAUCAUAGGCUCUGGAGUCUCAGGCUUAGCAGCAGCCCGACAACUGCAAAGUUUUGGAAUGGAUGUCACACUUCUGGAAGCCAGGGACCGUGUGGGUGGACGAGUUGCUACAUUUCGCAAAGGAAACUAUGUAGCUGAUCUUGGAGCCAUGGUAGUCACAGGUCUUGGAGGGAAUCCCAUGGCUGUUGUCAGCAAGCAAGUCAAUAUGGAACUGGCCAAGAUCAAGCAGAAGUGCCCACUCUAUGAGGCCAAUGGACAAGCUGUUCCUAAAGAGAAAGAUGAAAUGGUAGAUGCAAGAAUUUAAUCGGUUUGCUAGAAAGCCACAUCUUACCUUAGUCAUGCAACCUAGACUUCAAUGUUCCUCAAUAAUAAGCCUGGUAGCUGGGGUAUACCUGUUGUUCUCGUAGGUACAAGAAAACAUUCAAAGACCGAACAGAUGAAAUUGGAAGAAGAAAUAGUGCAAACUCAGGAAGAGCUGAAAGCACUCUUAAUAAAGAUGGUUAAAUUGGGAAAGAGAAAAUUAAGAGAUCAUCAGGCAAUAAAAGAAGCGUCUGAAGUGAAGCUCCCAGAGAAUAUCACUGCUGAGUUUCUUGUGAAAAGCAGCAAGGGAUUGACCGCCCUGUGCAAGGAGUAUGAUGAUUAGCUGAAACAAGGAAAGCUAGAAGAAAAACUUCAAGAAUUGGAAGCCAAUCCACCAAGUGAUGUGUAUCUCUCGUCAAGAGACAGACAGAUACUUGAUUGGCAUUUUGCAAAUCUUGAAUUUGCUAAUGCUACACCUCUGUCCACCCUCUCCCUUAAACAUUGGGAUCAGGAUGAUGACUUUGAGUUUACUGGCAGCCACUUGACAGUGAGGAAUGGGUACUCAUGCGUGCCAGUGGCUUUGGCUGAAGGCCUAGACAUUAAGCUGAAUACAGCAGUGCGACAGGUUCGCUACACAGCUUCAGGAUGUGAAGUCAUUGCUGUGAACACUCGCUCCACCAGUCAGACCUUUAUUUAUAAGUGUGACGCGGUUCUCUGUACCCUUCCCCUGGGUGUGUUGAAGCAGCAGCCACCUGCUGUUCAGUUUGUGCCACCUCUUCCUGAGUGGAAAACGUCUGCUGUCCAAAGGAUGGGAUUUGGCAACCUUAACAAGGUGGUGCUGUGUUUUGACCGAGUGUUCUGGGACCCAAGUGUUAAUCUGUUUGGGCAUGUUGGCAGCACGACUGCCAGCAGGGGUGAGCUCUUCCUCUUCUGGAACCUGUACAAAGCUCCAAUACUAUUGGCCCUCGUGGCAGGAGAAGCGGCGGGCAUCAUGGAGAACAUAAGUGAUGAUGUGAUCGUUGGCCGGUGCCUGGCCAUUCUCAAAGGGAUUUUUGGUAGCAGUGCAGUGCCCCAACCCAAGGAAACUGUGGUGUCACGUUGGCGUGCUGAUCCCUGGGCCCGAGGCUCCUAUUCCUAUGUAGCUGCAGGAUCAUCUGGAAAUGACUAUGAUUUAAUGGCUCAGCCAAUCACUCCUGGUCCCUCAAUUCCAGGUGCCCCACAGCCAAUCCCACGACUCUUCUUCGCUGGAGAGCAUACAAUCCGGAACUACCCAGCCACAGUCCAUGGUGCUCUGCUGAGUGGGCUGAGAGAAGCAGGACGCAUCGCAGACCAGUUCUUGGGAGCCAUGUACACCCUGCCUCGCCAGGCCACACCAGGUGUCCCUGCACAGCAGUCUCCAAGCAUGUGACAGAUGCCUUCUGAAGGAACAGGCCUGGUAUGUCUUUUGCCAUGUAAGCAAAGCUCUUCUAGCAAUACCAGAUCCCACUGAGAAACUCCUGCCCUGGCACCAGGCUCAGCCAGCAGCUGCGGUGCUCCUGAGUCCAUAAUGGAGACUGGCUCCUUUGACUGACAGCACAGGGAGGAACCUGUCCACUACUUUGGAAUUGUGUUCUUCAUAAAGACAGAGGCAAGCAAGUGCUGCGAGAUGUCUUAGUCUCUCAGUGUUUGGUGUUUUUUGUUUUUUUUUUUUUAUAUUUUGAGAAUAAAACUUCAUAUAAAAUGAGUCCUACCUUGUUUCAUCUUUG